GUUGUUCGUCAGUCUGUGAAACCUGUGAUGAGAGUUUUAAUAAUGGCGUGGCCGUGGCGGGGGGCCGCCGCUCACUGCCCAAGUCCAGCACCGGAAAACCACCUGUAAAAACACCCGUUUCGGAGCUUACCGGUGGUUUGAAAAAGUCAUUUAACCGCGUGCAACGAUGCCGGACGGAGUAAAUCUCAGCUGAGAGCCGCAAAACUGUGUGAAACUACUGGAAGAAGCGCUUUGCCAUGUCGCUACUGUGUGUCAGAGUGAAAAAAGCCAAGCUCCAAGGACCACCAGACAAGUUCAACACCUACGUGACGCUGAAGGUGCAGAAUGUCAAAAGCACAACCAUCACAGUGCGGGGCGACAAGCCCUGCUGGGAACAGGAUUUCAUGUUCGAGAUCAACCAGCUGGACCUCGGCCUCAUCGUCGAGGUGUGGAACAAAGGCCUCAUCUGGGACACCAUGGUGGGGACGGCUUGGAUGCCUCUGAAGGGCAUCCAGCAAUCAGAGGAGGAGGGCUCGGGUGACUGGAUCCUUCUGGACGCGGAGGUCCUGAUGAAGGCGGACGAGAUAUACGGCACCAAGAACCCGACGCCCCACCGCAUCCUGCUGGACACGCGCUUCGAGCUGCCUUUUGACAUCCCAGAUGACGAGGCACAGUACUGGACGGGAAAGCUGGAACGCAUCAAUACCAUGGGAAUCCACGAUGAGUACUCUCUUCAGGAGGACGUUCAGAGUCGCCCGCUGCCAUUUGCGGCCUCCCAGUGCUGCAACUAUUUCGGAUGGGCUGACACACUGACUCUGGAUGACCAGGACAGCGCCGUGGACGACCGGGACAGCGACUACCGCAGCGAGACGAGUAACAGUCUGCCUCCGCGUUACCACACUACGGCUCAGCCCAACUCCUCCAUGCACCAGUAUCCCAUGGGGCCUCGGCAGCAGCAGCAGCAGCAGCAGCACCACCACCCGGACUCCUGCACAGGCUCGGUCCACAGUCUAGACCUGGACUACAGGGACCAGAGGGGAACCAGUCCAGUGGAAAGUAGUCGCUUUGGGUCAUCAGGAAACCUGAGCCAGACCAGCUCCCAGCUUAGUGAGACUGGCCAGGAGAGCACUGGAGGGUCCGAACUGGAGGAGUCCUUCCACGCCUACCACAGUACCAGCUUUCAUCCCUCCACCAAUGGGCAACCACGAACCAAUGGACAUCCUCCCACCAAAGGACACUCGACUGUCGGUGAGCAGCAGAAACAUGGGCUGUCCCCUGAAGUAGGAGGGGGCGUGAGAAAGGACACUCCAUUAGAGCGAGGUUCCUCUAAACUCCUAAGGUUCCAUGAUGAUGGGCCGCCUUUACCAUUUUCCCCAUCCAGAGUUUGUUGGUUGAAGGCCAUCAAUAAAGUCAGGGUUCAGCUCCGGGAGGUCCGAGAUGAAGAACCCAAUGCCAGACAAGCCUGGGUCAAACCAGGUGGCGGAUCUGGUCUGUAUGGGAUUGACAGCAUGCCAGACCUGCAUAAAAAGAAGCCCAUCCCCUUCGUCAGCGACGUGGCUAUGUCUCUCGUCCAAGCCAGGAAGGCGGGGAUCGCAUCUGCCAUGGCCGCACGGUCCUCAAUCAAGGAUGAGGAGCUGAAAAACCAUGUCUACAAGAAGACCCUGCAGGCUCUCAUCUACCCCAUAUCCUGCACUACGCCACAUAACUUUGAGGUGUGGACCGCCACGACGCCCACAUACUGCUACGAGUGCGAGGGGCUGCUGUGGGGAAUAGCCCGCCAAGGCAUGCGUUGCUCCGAGUGCGGGGUCAAGUGCCACGAGAAGUGCCAAGAGCUGCUGAACGCUGACUGCCUACAGCGUGCUGCGGAGAAGAGCUCUAAGCAUGGAGCUGAAGACCGAACUCAGAAUAUCAUCAUGGCCAUGAAGGACAGGAUGAAGAUCAGGGAAAGGAACAAGCCAGAGAUCUUUGAACUCAUUAGGGAGGUGUUCAUCAUCAGCAAAGCCAUCCACGCACAGCAGAUGAAGACCAUCAAGCAGAGCGUUCUAGACGGCACUUCAAAGUGGUCAGCCAAGAUCACCAUCACAGUUGUUUGCGCCCAAGGACUUCAGGCAAAGGACAAGACAGGAUCCAGCGAUCCAUACGUCACCGUUCAGGUGGGCAAGACCAAGAAGAGAACCAAGACCAUUUAUGGCAACCUCAAUCCUGUCUGGGAGGAGAAGUUCCACUUCGAGUGCCACAAUUCCUCGGACCGAAUUAAAGUGCGUGUGUGGGACGAGGACGAUGACAUCAAGUCGAGGGUGAAGCAGCGUCUGAAGAGGGAGUCGGAUGAUUUCCUGGGCCAGAGCAUUAUCGAAGUGCGAACGCUGAGCGGAGAAAUGGACGUCUGGUACAACUUGGAGAAGAGGACGGACAAGUCGGCCGUGUCGGGGGCCAUUCGCCUCCAGAUCAACGUGGAGAUCAAGGGCGAGGAGAAAGUGGCUCCGUAUCACGUGCAGUACACCUGCUUGCACGAGAACCUGUUCCACCACUCGACCGACAUGCUCGGCCAAGGCGCGGUGAGAAUCCCGGAGGCCCGCGGGGACGAUGCCUGGAAGGUGUACUACGACGACGUGGCCCAGGAAAUAGUGGAUGAGUUCGCCAUGCGCUACGGGAUCGAGUCGAUCUACCAGGCCAUGACGCACUUUGCCUGUCUGUCGUCUAAGUACAUGUGUCCCGGGGUUCCCGCCGUGAUGAGCACCCUGCUGGCCAACAUCAACGCCUUCUACGCCCACACGACCGCCUCCACCAAUGUGUCCGCCUCAGACCGCUUUGCUGCUUCCAAUUUUGGGAAAGAACGCUUUGUCAAGCUUUUAGACCAGCUACACAACUCCCUGCGCAUCGACCUCUCAACCUACAGGAACCACUUUCCUGCCAGCAACAAGGAUCGCCUGCAGGAUUUGAAAUCCACCGUGGACCUUCUAACCAGCAUCACCUUCUUCAGGAUGAAGGUCCAGGAGCUGCAGUCUCCGCCGAGAGCCAGCCAGGUGGUGAGGGACUGCGUCAAGGCCUGCCUCAACUCUACGUACGACUACAUCUUCAACAACUGCCACGAGCUGUACAGCAGACAGUACCAACCCGUCGACGCGAACAAGGAGGACCUCCCUUUGGAGGAGCAGGGUCCGAGCAUCAAGAACUUGGACUUCUGGCCCAAACUCAUCAUGCUCAUCGUCUCCAUCAUCGAAGAGGACAGGAACUCCUACACGCCUGUGCUCAACCAGUUCCCCCAAGAGCUGAACGUAGGGAAGGUGUCAGCGGAGGUCAUGUGGACAUUGUUUGCUCAAGACAUGAAGUAUGCUAUGGAAGAGCACGAGAAGCAAAGACUGUGUAAGAGCACCGACUACAUGAACCUGCACUUCAAAGUCAAGUGGCUCAACAAUGAAUAUGUCAAGGAGCUGCCAAACUUCAAGGCCGUCAUUCCCGACUACCCAUCAUGGUUCUUACAGUUUGUGCUACAGUGGUUGGAGGAGAAUGAAGAUGUAUCCAUGGAGUUUAUGCAUGGAGCCCUCGAGAGAGACAAAAAAGAUGGAUUCCAGCAGACGUCUGAGCAUGCUCUGUUCUCCUGCUCUGUGGUGGACAUCUUCACCCAGCUCAACCAGAGCUUUGAGAUCAUCAAGAAACUGGAAUGUCCCGACCCUAACGUCAUGGCUCAGUACAGUCGCCGCUUCUCCAAGACUAUUGCCAAAGUUCUUCUGCAGUACAGUGCCAUACUGACCAAGAGUUUUCCUACUUAUAUCGACAAGGAGAAGAUUCCAUGUGUCCUGUUGAACAAUGUGCAGCAGUUAAGAAUCCAGCUGGAGAAGAUGUUUGAGUCAAUGGGUGCCAAACAGAUGGACCCCGAGGCCAGUGACUUACUGAACGACCUGCAGGUGAAGCUCAACAAUGUGCUGGAUGAGCUCAGCAGCACGUUCGGGAACAGUUUCCAGAUCCGCAUCAACGACUGCAUGCGACAGAUGGCGUCGCUGCUUUACCAGAUCAAAGGGCCGCUCAACGCCAACAACAAGAACCAGGUGGAUGCCGACUCUGACAACAUGCUGCGGCCCCUCAUGGAUUUCCUGGAUGGAAAGCUCACACUGUUUGCCACCGCGUGCGAGAAGACCGUGUUGAAGCGUGUGCUCAAGGAGCUGUGGAGGAUCGUAAUGAGCAGCCUGGAGAAGACCAUCGUCCUGCCACAGGGCAACGAUACUUUUGGAGCACAGAUUCUCUCGGCUGCGAAAGAACUGGGCCAGCUCUCCAAACUCAAGGAUCACAUGGCAGGGGAGCCUAAAAGCCUGUCUCCCAGGCAGUGUGCUGUCAUGGACGUGGCACUGGACACCAUCAAGCAAUACUUCCAUGCAGGAGGCAGCGGGCUGAAGAAGGCAUUCCUGGAGAAGAGCCCCGAGCUGUCCUCGCUACGCCACGCCCUGUCCCUCUACACCCAGACCACGGACACACUCAUCCAGACCUUUGUGACCACCCAGCAUGCACAAGUGCACAACGGGAAGGGAAUAAGGUUAACCCCCAGUGAAAAAGUACAGCCCAGCAAGGGUUCAGGCGUGGACAAGCCGAUAGGAGAGGUGUCCGUCCAGAUCGAGCUGCACACUCAUCCUGGGAACGGGGAGCGGAAAGUGAGCGUCAAAGUCAUGGGAGCCAACGAUUUAAAGUGGCAGACGUCCGGCAUGUUCCGGCCCUUCGCGGAGGUCGCCAUGAUCGGGCCUCACCUCAGCGACAAGAAACGCAAAUUCCAGACCAAGUCCAAGAACAACAGCUGGUCUCCCAAGUACAACGAGACCUUCCACUUCGCCCUGGGUAACCAGGACGGCUUCGAGUGCUACGAGCUGCAGGUCUGCGUCAAGGACUACUGCUUUGGCCGCGCGGACCGAGUGGUCGGCUUGGCCGUGGUGCAGCUGAGGGACAUCGGGGGAAGGGGCAACUGCGCGUGCUGGUGCCCGCUGGGGCAGCGCAUCCACAUGGACGACACGGGCCUCACGGCCAUGCGCAUCCUCUCGCAGCGCUCCAACGACGACGUGGCCAAGGAGUUCGUGAGGCUGAAAUCGGAGACUCGCUCGGCCGAGGAGGGCAGAUGAGGGGGAGCUGGAAGUGGGGGGGGAGGUAAAGACAGGGACGGGAGGUCUCCUAGUUUCACGAUAAGAGAGGAGGGCCUCAUGCGACGGCCUUUUUUGUCGCGUAGAUUGGCCACGUCGACUCUUCACUUACACCUUUGGUGUGUCUGCUGCUGACUGUUUUGGCGGCGCAGACGCACUUGUCACUUUCACACUCUGGGUAUUUUUGGACAAACUCUCACUCCUCGUGAUCCUCAAAACACUCACGUUAUUCACCGAGCUACUCACCAGGCAGUGACCGCUUACUCUUGUCAACCUCUAACCUCUAAAGUCUCACUCUCUAACCUCUUUGGCCCUCCACCCCCCAUCCGCUGGAGCGGUGCAGCACGAGCACCCGAGCUGCCCGUAAAUGCAGGACGACAGGCCAAACAAAGUUCCCACGCCUCUGAAGUGUUGUUGUGCAAUAACCAACCCCUACCUGAACCCCCUCAAACCCUGGCCGUGGGUUUUUAUGCCUUACACUCUGCAAACUGUGAAUGUGUGAAGUAAAAACAAAAGUGAACGCCCUGUUCUGUAAUUUCCACUGCGACGCCGUGUGGUUUGAUCUCAUGAAAGGGUUCUUUAGGUUGAUGAAUGAAUGCGGCUGGUGGAAAGGAGACAGUCUGUCGAUUAUUGAAUAGAAGUUGAUGUAAUGUCGUACUGUUUUCACGAGUCAUGUCUCAAGAGAAGGUACUUAAACUUAUAACUCCUUAGUCGAACCCCUUAGUUUAAAUGAUUCAGUUAAAUAUGUGCCUUGUCAUGUUCCCACAGUGAUAUGAUCAGUAUGUAAUCUAUUCUGCAGCGAUAUCGAUGACGAUAUGAUUUCAUGCGAAACCUCGUGAAAACGACACCCCCAGUGUUGACCCAUGAUGUGAGAGGUGAACCCUGUUUCGGCCAUAUGUUCGUCCAAACUAUGAGCUCCGUUAGCAGCUCCAGUGUGACCAAGAUGGCGUGCGGCCGGUUUAUCUAUUUAUUUUUAUACGUAUUUAUUUUUCGUCUGUGCUUUUUCGAAGACGGCGGUUCAAAAAUGUCGUUUACUGCCGGGCGGUGAGUCUGACUCGAGCUGCUGCCGUUACUGCAGUCAGAGGCACAUUAAAAAGUGUCCAGUCAGCGUCUGUUGGCGGCGACUCGUGACGUUGACCGACGAUAGCGAUGGCUGUAUUUUACAAUAGUUCAUUUAUAGUGAAGAAAUAUAUGUUAAACUUUCAGGUAACAACGUUUUCUUCCAAAAAAGAAAGGAUAUCUGAACAUUGAGUGUAGAUUUACUUCUGGUUUACAUCACUGCUCUGUCUAUGAGUGGCCUUACUUAUGGGGGAAAAACUAAUGUUUCUCUUUUUUAAUUACAUUUUUUUAUUUCCUUGUAUCUCUGCAAUGAGGACAGUUUUUUUUGUUUUUUUUGCCCAUAAUGAUGUCAAAUACGUUUUCCAAGUGAUGUUCCUUAUCAUUUUUUCUACUUUUUAUCUUUGACAAUAUUGCAAAAGCGUCGUAACUGUUACUAGGCGGGUUUCUUUGCAGCCAUGUUGUUUAUUUAGUGUCUGAUUGUAAACGCUUCCUGUGAACCCUCUGUCCUGAUAUACAGUGAGACGUGUGCCAGUGAAGUUGCUCCUAACUGAUGGAAAAAUAUUAAAGUGUUACUUUUAAUGAAGGAUGGAUAUUGCGGUAAUAUGAGUGCGUGCGUGUGUGUGUGUGUGUGUGUGUGUGCAUUUUAAACCGCCUGUAGAACCUCUCCUCUUUGUUACAGGAACUGAUCCAUUGUGAAUACCGACGUCUCAUAGCCAUUCUUUGAUAAACACGUUCCUUGUGCCAAGCUACAAAUGUUCACUUUUUAUUGUGUUCUUUAAUUCUAUAUUUUCUAAAUUUGUUAACCCUUGCACUGCCACUAAAUCACUGCAAUAGUUAACAAGAACAGUAUAUCGGUCAUUGUAACUGCAUCCGUGUGGUGUUUUCUUUGUAAAUGUUGACGUCACCAUGUUGAGCGUUGUCGUAAAUGAAUUUUGUAUAAAGUAUUUGAGAAGUAUCUCUAAAUGUU
Anarrhichthys ocellatus (wolf-eel) is the source of this 7125-nucleotide messenger RNA. It is a transcript of the gene unc13bb, whose product is annotated as unc-13 homolog Bb (C. elegans). Gene Ontology annotation, biological process: presynaptic dense core vesicle exocytosis; synaptic transmission, glutamatergic; synaptic vesicle priming. The coding region runs from base 237 to 5081 and encodes 1614 amino acids. The transcript is spliced from 42 exons. NCBI's taxonomy places the organism in Eukaryota, Metazoa, Chordata, Actinopteri, Perciformes, Anarhichadidae. The record is from RefSeq and is a predicted model, not a curated record. Gene Ontology annotation, molecular function: calmodulin binding; calcium ion binding; phospholipid binding. Gene Ontology annotation, cellular component: synaptic vesicle membrane; presynaptic active zone cytoplasmic component; terminal bouton.